Messenger RNA from Drosophila hydei, 1308 nucleotides. It is a transcript of the gene Stlk, whose product is annotated as putative serine/threonine-protein kinase STE20-like. The record is from RefSeq and is a predicted model, not a curated record. Bases 61 to 1119 code for a protein of 352 amino acids. Gene Ontology annotation, molecular function: ATP binding; protein serine/threonine kinase activator activity; protein kinase activity. The transcript has a single exon. NCBI's taxonomy places the organism in Eukaryota, Metazoa, Arthropoda, Insecta, Diptera, Drosophilidae. Gene Ontology annotation, biological process: protein phosphorylation.
AAUGUCAGCUGUUCGAAAUUCGAACACUCGACAAAAAAAUUACUACAAAUUGUAACAAGAAUGUGUAGCAAUAGUUUAACUGAUUAUCAAUUUACAAAAGCAUUUAAGCAUGGCAAAUUCUGUUCGGUGUACAAGGCAAACUGUACAGUCAACAAUCGUGUGAUAGUUGUCAAAAAGUAUUCACUGGAAGUGGAAGAUGAUGUCGAGUUAAAGCGACUUUUUGCCGAAAUUCAAUGUUGUCGACAAUUCAAUCAUCCAAAUAUCAAUAAGAUUUUGAAUAGUUUCAUUGUGGAUACCGAUGUAUAUGUGCUACAUCCGUAUAUGUGCUUUGGCACAUGUCAGCUCCUGCUUAAAAGUAUAUUCAAGAACGGCUUUCCAGAAGCUCUGAUUGCGCUGAUAUUCAAGGAUGUCCUCGCCGCCCUUUUGUACAUACACUCGAAUGAUUUUGUUCACGGAUCUGUGAGAGCUCUGCACAUACUAUUGGACAGCAAUAAGGCAGUAUUAUCUAAUUUUCAUGAGAGUCGUAGCUUUAUAAAACAUGGCAAGAAGAAACCCGUCCUGCAUGGCAUCUCCCACGAGAAGAAUCUAAAUUGGGCUGCACCGGAAGUUUUGGAUCAAAAUGUACAUGGAUUUACAGAGAAAUCGGAUAUCUAUUCCGUGGGCAUAACGGCAUGUGAGCUGGCUAACGGUAUUCAACCAUAUUUCGAGACCCAACCUACACUCAUGUACACAGAGAAAAUACGUGGAAAUGUGCCCUCCCUAUUGGAUAGAUCGACGUAUACCAUGCUCCUGGAUGAUCAGGGAAAAGUCCCAUUCGAGAAUGCAACAAGCCGCAGAACCUACGAUAUCUUUAGCCAACGUGUGCUCUCCGAUGAUUUCCAUCAAUUUGUGGAAAUUUGUCUGAAUCGCAGUGCCGAGAAUCGUUGGAGCGCCAAGAAGCUGAUGACCCAUGCAUUCUUCAAGCAAUGCAGACACGCCUCCAUCACGGAUCACAUCAAGAAAUGUCGCUCCGACGUAGACACCAUUUCCACACGAGAGGAUGAUGGUGUCGAAAUCAUUGCACCACCCGAUGAUCAUGCACAGGAAUGCCGAGAAGAUGUACAAUGGAAUUUUGAAUGAACUUUAAUAUAAGAUAUAUAAAUAAGAUAAAUAAAAAAAACUGAUUUUAGAUAAAAUAAAAGUUGAGUGAAUCUUAGCAAGCAUUUAUAAUCUAAGCAUAGGGUAUUAUGCUAGCUAUGCUGUAAUUCUAGAUAUUCCACCCUAUAAAAUAUCUCUCCUUUUACCAAGCCAAGAAAUUCCAUUGAUAUC